Molecule: messenger RNA, 561 nt
Organism: Striga hermonthica
Lineage: Eukaryota; Viridiplantae; Streptophyta; Magnoliopsida; Lamiales; Orobanchaceae
Source: the annotation of a GenBank genome assembly
AUGGAGUUCCGGCCCGUCUUCCUCAUCCUCAUCCUUCUCAGUCUACUUUCUUUCUCUCCGCCGGCUUUUGCAGAAGACCCAUCUUUGCUGGUAAAGGCCCCGUUUAAAGUCUCGACGCCGUUCUCAGUUUCCCUCGACAAUCUCCAGAAGCAGAUCAACUAUACGUUUAAGAGUGUAGGACUAUUGAGGCGUGCAAUGACACACGCCUCCUUCUCGGAGGAGAACAACAAAGCUCUAAGCAUAUUGGGUGCAAGUAUUAUCGAGACCUCAAUCUCAUUGCAGGCUUUAAUCAAGAAUGUGGAUAUAUCGGCAAAGGAUUUGAACCGUGCGAUUGCUGACGUGUCGAAGGUGGAGAGUUCCUGCGAUGCUGACGGGACACAUUUGGGGUUGCAGAAUGUAGUGAGGGUGUCCCGGAAAACGAAUGUCACGUCCCCUGCAGUUGUGUGCGGUGCGUUUCGUGCAGUUUUUGGUGCGAUUGCGGUUGAUGCUUUGAGUUCGGAUGAAGCUGGACGAGUGUAUGGGAAAGUUCAUCGCGGGUUUGGGGAAGCAAUGGAAAUUUAG